Messenger RNA from Macrosiphum euphorbiae (potato aphid), 780 nucleotides. The record is from the annotation of a GenBank genome assembly. Lineage: Eukaryota; Metazoa; Arthropoda; Insecta; Hemiptera; Aphididae.
AUGAAUUCAUACGAUACACGCAACAUUAGGCCGGAGUCCCACUUGGAAUUCGAGCGCAGGCAUGCAGUACUUGAGCCGUAUAUAGAUCACAUAAAGAAUUUCAUGCUUAACCAUAUAGUGUACGAGCGAUAUGGUAUCGCGGAAGACGAUAUUUUUUUAUCAGUUGAGUGCGCCGCAUGGCUAUUGGGACGUUUCGAUAAAUUUACUAGGAUUGAUGUAUUAAUCGAUAUUAGACACCCGCAAGAAUUUAGGCUGACUGCGACGCCAGAAGCGUUCUUUGAUGGACUCGAGCGUGGGCUACCGAAAAAUAGUGAUUUCCCGGGCGAGCUUGAAAAUAUGUUUGGCUUAUCCAGCAUUAUCGUAAAUUAUCUCGAGAUGGAUAUAAGCUUUGUUUUCAUACACGGUACGCAAAAUUAUUUACUAGAACAUUUUAAUUUAUCGAUAUCGGCGGUACUUGUAAAUUUGUAUAACUUAUCGAUGGUGUACACCGCCGAAUGUCCGUGUGAUUAUGGUAGUGGACAGUGUAUGACCUCAUCUGAAACUCGUAAAAUGAUAUACCCGUUAUUAUUCGAAGCAUCAUCUGUCGUCCAACCAUCGGACAAAAAUAUAUCGAUGUGCACACGGGCAGUGACUACACCCUUGCGCCUUCACGGUAGAUAUCAUACGUUUCAGGAUUUUUUUCCAUCGUAUGGUCCGCGUAUGCAUUUACGUGAAUUUUUUUGUGACUAUUCAAUUUUCGCAAGGUGUGCCGAGCUUGUGAAUGCGCGCCGCGCGGAGUAG